Molecule: messenger RNA, 501 nt
Organism: Etheostoma cragini (Arkansas darter)
Lineage: Eukaryota; Metazoa; Chordata; Actinopteri; Perciformes; Percidae
Product: dynein heavy chain 5, axonemal-like
Exons: 3
Source: RefSeq, a predicted model, not a curated record
UUGCUCCCCCACCUCCUGGAGCAGUUGGAGUUUUGUCAGAAGUCUCUGUCCGGCUACCUGGAAAAGAAGCGCUUGGUUUUUCCUCGUUUUUUCUUCGUUUCUGACCCUGCCCUGCUGGAGAUUCUGGGCCAAGCCUCUGACACGCACACUAUACAGGCUCAUCUUCUCAGUCUGUUCGACAACGUUAACCGAGUUGUUUUCAACGAGAAAGUCUACGACCAGAUCGUCAGCUUUCAGUCUCAGGAAGGAGAAACUGUGGAGCUGAGCCAACCUCUGCUGGCACAGGGGAACGUGGAGGUGUGGCUGUGCGAGUUGCUAGCGGGCGUGAGGCAGACGCUCCACGCCAUCAUCCGUCAGGCCCACCUGGCCGCCAGCGACCCCGCCCUGAAGCUGCUGGACUUCCAGGCGGCGUUCCCCGCCCAGGUCGGGCUGCUGGGCAUCCAGAUGAUCUGGACCAGGGACGCAGAGGAGGCCCUCGUCCUCAGCAAGUCUGACAAGAAG